Messenger RNA from Spirometra erinaceieuropaei, 630 nucleotides. Lineage: Eukaryota; Metazoa; Platyhelminthes; Cestoda; Diphyllobothriidea; Diphyllobothriidae. The record is from the annotation of a GenBank genome assembly.
AUGUUCUCUGCCAUGCUGAUGGACCCCGAUCGUGUUGAGCACCCCGGGAUCCGCAUUGCCUACAGGACGGACAGUCACCUCCUGAAUCAACGGCGGAUGCACUUCCAAUCGCGCGUAUCCACAACCACCGUUCACGAACUUCUCAUCGCCGACGACUACGCCCUGAACACCACAUCGGAAGUGGAGAUGCCACGGAGCAAGGACCUGUUCUCUGCCGCCUGCGAGAACUUUGGGCUGGUCAUUAACAUGCAGAAGACUGUGGUGAUGCAUCAACCGGCACCCAAUUCAGCCACAGCCCACAACGCGUCGCCGCAAAUCAGCGUGAAUGGAACCCAAUUGCAGGCGGUGGAGAACUUCCCGUACUUGGACAGCACCCUCUCCCGCAACACCAUGAUAGAUGACGAAGUCGCCAACAGGAUCUCGAAAGCCAGUGAAGCCUUCGGUCACCUCAAAAGCACAGUUUGGAAUCGUCAUGGCCUCCAUCUGAGUACGAGGCUAAAAAUGUACAAGGCCGUCAUCCUGCCGACGCUUCUGUAUGGAGCGGAGACCUGGACGGUGUACACGAGGCAGGCACGCCUACUGGACCACUUCCACCUCAGUAGUCUCCGUCGCAUCCUGUGGCUGCACUGA